UACAGUGAGAGAUUCUGUAAUGAUCACAGCUGCCUGACCCGACAGUCUGGGCGGAGAUUAACAGGCUUUUUCAAACUCUUCUUCGAUCGGCUUGAGCUUUGGCCAACACUGAGUGAGAUGAUCGAAACCACCAUCAAGUCCCAUAGCGUUUGACUGAUCUGUCCCACCGGAUAACAACAACUGCAAUCUGCUGAAAUGUGCUGAUCUAAACUUCUGUUGUUCUUGAACUCUGGAAGCCCAGUUUUGCAGACGAUGUCCAGUCAUUUCACGGAAGAGGAGCGAUCCUCGUAGCCCCGGCGAAAACAUUGUUUCUUUGCAACAUCCAUCUCAUUGCUGGCUUGAUUUCAAGGAAAUCCUGAUUUUUGUUUGUGCGUUGGUCCAUGUGAGAGGUCGAAAGUGUUUCUCCAACGUGUCCUCCAAAAACUCAGACUGUUGUCCAAAGCAGACGAGGCUCAGCCCCCUCAUUCGGAAGUGAUGGGAAGUGUGAGAGCCCACCGGUACAGCAUAGUUUCCUCGGAAGAAGCCGGGAUGAAGCUGUCCCCCAUCGCUGUGCAAAACGGCUUCGGCAAUGGAAACGUGGGCAGCAAAGUGCACACGCAGCACCAAGAACAAAGCCGCUUCGUCAACAAGGACGGACACUGCAAUGUGCAGUUCAUCAACAUGAGUGAAAAAGGUCAGCGCUACCUGGCUGACAUCUUCACGACAUGCGUUGACAUCCGCUGGCGUUGGAUGAUGGUCCUCUUCUGCCUCUCCUUCCUACUGUCCUGGCUUCUCUUUGGAUUAAUAUUCUGGUUUAUUGCACUUUCGUCCGGGGACUUGGAGAAUCAAGAGCAGAUUUGCAUUUCGAACGUCGACAGCUUCACGGCAGCCUUCCUGUUUUCCGUGGAGACUCAAACUACUAUCGGAUAUGGCUACCGAUAUGUAACAGAGGACUGUCCUCUUGCUGUCUUCAUGGUGGUUUUCCAGAGCAUCUUGGGAUGCAUCAUUGAUGCCUUCAUUAUUGGUGCGGUCAUGGCUAAGAUGGCCAAACCGAAGAAAAGAAAUGAAACCCUUGUGUUCAGUCACUAUGCCACAAUAGCCAUGAGGGACGGUAAACUGUGUCUGAUGUGGAGGGUCGCGAACCUACGGAAAAGCCACCUGGUGGAAGCUCACGUUCGCGCCCAGCUGCUUAAAUCUCGCACCACCGCUGAAGGCGAGUUCAUCCCGCUGGAUCAGCUAGAUGUUGAUGUCGGAUUCGACACUGGCGUUGACCGUAUAUUUUUAGUGACCCCCAUCACCAUCGUCCAUGAGAUUGAUGAGAACAGUCCAUUCUAUGAAAUGAGCAAACAGGAACUGGAAAGUUCAGAGCUGGAGAUAGUCGUGAUUUUGGAGGGCAUGGUGGAAGCUACGGCCAUGACCACUCAGUGUCGCAGCUCUUACGUGACGAGUGAAAUCCUGUGGGGUCAUCGAUUUGAGCCAGUCCUUUUUGAGGAUAAAAAUCAUUACAAAGUGGACUAUUCGCACUUUGAGAGCACAUACGAGGUUUCCAGCACGCCUCAAUGCAGCGCUCGAGAUUUGGCCGAAAAGAAGUACAUCACAUCUAGCUCGAACUCUUUUUGUUAUGAGAACGAAGUAGCCUUCAUGGAUAAAGAGGAAACGGAGGAUGACGACGAUGAUGAUGAAAAUGACGAAGAGGACCAGCAUAACAUCAAAAGAGACAGUGUGGCAUUGGAAGGAUCCAAUACUGAUGACGUCAAAAGCACGGCUUCCAGUCAGGAUACUUUACCACUUCAACUCAAACCUUUAAGACAGCAGCCAGAGAUAUGACAACUGAAGAAAGUUGCUUUGUAUGGGAUGACGUUGGUGUACAGCAGGUGU
This is a messenger RNA of Rhinichthys klamathensis goyatoka, 1857 nucleotides long. It is a transcript of the gene kcnj2b, whose product is annotated as potassium inwardly rectifying channel subfamily J member 2b. Gene Ontology annotation, biological process: potassium ion import across plasma membrane; regulation of monoatomic ion transmembrane transport. The coding region runs from base 475 to 1806 and encodes 443 amino acids. NCBI's taxonomy places the organism in Eukaryota, Metazoa, Chordata, Actinopteri, Cypriniformes, Leuciscidae. Gene Ontology annotation, cellular component: plasma membrane. The transcript is spliced from 2 exons. Gene Ontology annotation, molecular function: G-protein activated inward rectifier potassium channel activity. The record is from RefSeq and is a predicted model, not a curated record.